UGUAAAUAAGAUAUGGCUGAACAGGAGUCGGUAUAAAGGAGGGUGACAAAGAUAACAAUGGAACAUAAGAAGACCAACGAACAGGUCAGAUGCAUUCUUGAAUAUAAUUCGAGAAGUACCCAGGUAGCUGAAAUCCUGCAACGCCAUUGGUCUAUCCUCCUAACAGAUUCAUCUUUGUGUGAUGCACUUCCACCCUUACCAUCGAUUACUUAUCGCCGCAGCAGGAACAUAAAGGAUACUUUAGUGCACAGUCACUACACCGAAGGCGACAAAAAAGGAUAUCUAUUUGGAGGUAAGGGUCCCAGAUCAGGAAAUACACCCUGUGGUAAAUGUGUCGCUUGUCCUAAUAUGGAGAAAACUACAUCCUUCAAUGAUGCUACAGGGACUAGAACCUAUAAGAUACAUCAUCUGAUUACAUGCACCACAAAAGGGGUAAUUUAUGCAGCAACAUGCCCCUGCAAUUUGACCUAUAUAGGGAUGACCACGAGAGAAUUUCGGCGACGGAUCAGAGAGCAUGUAUUAGACAUACAAGCAGCAAAAAAUGAGACUGACAUUGUCCAACUAAAGUCUAUUCCUCGUCAUUUCAGAGAAAAACAUGAAUGCAACAGCUCUCUCCUCCGAUUUAGAGGCAUUGAUCAUGUGACUAUUGGACCACGUCAAGGUAACUGGCCGAGGAUAUUAGCCCAGCAUGAAACUCGAUGGAUCUUUAGAUUGGGAACAAUGGCACCCCAAGGCUUGAAUGAGGUCCUGUUACCAUAUGGAAAUUCACCCUGCAGUCAUGAAGCUAUGUGAAUAAUGUUCAACUCCAAGCUCUCUGUCAUAUUUUACAUUGUGAUAUUGGCUAUUAUCUUGGACAACGCUGCUGCAUCAUCCGGGGCUCUUUUUCACUCAUCAUUUUUAUUAUUAUCAUUUUUUGAUAUUUAUAUUGUAUAUUUUUUUAUAUUUUUUCAUGUCUCUAUUUAUUAGACUGGUUAUCCUGUUUUUUUCAAAAAAUGGGUAUGCAAUAACUCAUAUACAUAUGUAUGCACAAUUAAUCUAUUUUAAGAUCCCUAGAUUAUGUGAUCACUGGUUAAAGUGGUAUUUGGGUAAGUAUACCUCACAUUUGUGAGCACUUUGCACACUUUUUUCACCCACACUCCUUUGCACUGUUUUGUUUUUUGCAUGCAUCACGUCUUUGGUCUCCUUCUUGAUUUAUUGAGACCUUCUCUCAUGUAAAUGUAAAUAUUUGUGGGCACAUUGCAAUAUGGUGCUUGGCACAUAUGGGCUCUUGUAACCCAUUGUCCCAUGUUACCAACUUUGUCUAUACCAUGGUAUCACGUGAUUAAUAUUAUAAAUUAUUAUAUGUAUUUCAAUAAUUAACAAGAAUCAACUAUUUAUUUAUUUAAUGUCUCUAUUAUAUGUAUAUAUUUAUUUUUUUGUUUGUCGCAUUCAUCACCCUUCAAUGUCACAUCACCAUCUUAUUCACUCACAUUCUCUUACUCACACACAUAUAUACUUAUUCUAGGGAAUAUGUUAGUUUAACACAUAUACUUACCUAUAUCACGCCUAUUUUUUGUACUCUUAUGUGCAUAUUGCAUAACAGAUUAUUCUGUGCUGAGUGUCUAACAUAUAUUUUUUAUAAAUUUUUUAUCAUCUAUGUAUUGUUCUUCAUAAUGCAUACUUUAUUGGUAGAGCACGUUCUGCUUCUUGGUGUGUGCUCGGGGUUGCCGCCCGUCCCCCCCCCUCCACUGCUGAUUCGUCGUUGUGGUUUGCGGGGGGCCGGGCUGUGUUCCCGGUCACGUGCUUUGAUGCGAUCACAUGAUCGGGCUGCUCCCGGCGUGUGCCCGCCCCUGGGGUGGCGCUCCGCGUCAUACUUUGUGGCGUGGCGUGUCGCUCCAUGGGCAUAUCAUCCGCCGGAAGUGUCCAUGACGUGUUCGAUCAUGCGCCGUUGUGAUACUCUACACGGCCCGAAUUGCUCCGGUUGGUACAGGUGAGCGGUAGGAGGUACCACGCCUUAUACUCCUGUAUGGCUUAUCAUUUGGGCGCAAACGCCCUCUUAUGUAACUGCUUGGGCGCAGCGCGAUGACGUAGGUGUGACAGGUCAUGUCAUGAUUGGUCUAUAGCCAUAUAAAAGGAGGGGUGGAACUGGCAUAGACCACGCCCCGGAUGAAGCAGUAGCGAAACGUUGGGUUAGGUGUUGGUUACCCAGGUAUACUCUGUCCCACUGUGGUUUUCUAUAUGUUGUUAUAUAUUUUGCUAUAAUCUAUUCAGCACUAGAGCAACCUGUUUUAUCAUGUUAUAUCUUCUCAUGUGGGUUUAGGCCCAACAAUAAGGAUUUGUUUACAUACAUUCCUGUGUUUUACAUCUAUCUUAUUGGUAGCCAUCAUUCUUUAGUCUGGUCCAUUGUGGCCAUCAUUAUAAUGUGUAUUGUACUUCUUUCAAUCCCUUUUAUGGGUUUUUAAUGCU
Molecule: messenger RNA, 2445 nt
Organism: Hyla sarda
Lineage: Eukaryota; Metazoa; Chordata; Amphibia; Anura; Hylidae
Exons: 3
Coding region: 58-792 (244 amino acids)
Source: RefSeq, a predicted model, not a curated record